Molecule: messenger RNA, 4707 nt
Organism: Drosophila subpulchrella
Lineage: Eukaryota; Metazoa; Arthropoda; Insecta; Diptera; Drosophilidae
Gene: side-VII
Product: hemicentin-1
Exons: 16
Coding region: 918-3737 (939 amino acids)
Molecular function (GO): protein binding
Source: RefSeq, a predicted model, not a curated record
CAAGGGCUAUAAUGCUGUGAAGUGGUUAUAGGAACUGGUCUAAGAGCCCUUGAAAGUGACGUGCCAUUUCUAAAUUCAUCCAACUCCAAUUCGACGCUUUGAAGCCGAAAUAUUACCACUCAUAAUUGGAAUAAAAAAAGGACGAUUAUAUUGAGCGAGACAAGCGGAUGCACGUACAUACACAUGUACAAAGGUCAUAGUUGCAAUGUUUACAUCAAAAGCUCCCCUCGAAACGCAUGCGCCCGCCGACAAGCUUUUUGGCCCAGGUUUGCAGGUGUAGUGCGAUGGAAUUUCGACGUGUUAGUUUCGCAUCGCGGCUAGAAAAGUAAUAUAACUCUCUGCCAGUGCUCGUUAUUUUCCAUCUGGGUUUUUAUUAAAAUAAUUCAGAAUCGAAGAAUACAAUUGAUUUAUGUGUAACCCCAAUCCCCAAGGCAAAUCCUGCGAACGUGCGCAUAUGAAAAUAAGCAAUAGUAAAGUGUAUCCUGGAAUUUUGGCAAACAUAUACAAGUGCAUAGGAAAAGACAUACGCGCAUACAUACUCGUUCAUUAAAUAAAAUCAAAUCCGUGACCAUUCAAAGAGUCUGCAAUAUUUAGUUUACCAGUUUUCAGUGUGUUUAUUGAUAUAAAAUAGUGUUAAAUAUUCGUAACCAUAUUCCGCAUAAACUUAGUUACAAGCAACUACUGCAAAAUAUAUAAACCUAUGUGUUAUACAUACAAUGUUAUAUCCCGUGUAGAUGUGUAAUUGAGUGUUCAUACACGAGUGUUGGUGUGCUCAUCUUCCGUGAAAACUCAGAUGAUAAAAUGUAACUUCUUACUCAAUUAAACAUACCAAUCCGACAAAGUGUAAAAGUGGACUAUGAAAACCGUAAAAUAAAUGUAAUUAGCAACUAACUACUGCUAUUCAAAAAACAUACAACAUGGAAUUAAUGCUGCUAUUUAUGUUGGCACUUCAUCUUAUAGCAUCCAGCAACGGAAGUAAAGAUGUACCAAUUCACCAAAUCGAAUCCCUGGUUGGUGAAAAUAUUUAUCUUCCAUGCAAUGUAACUACAUAUGAUGGUGAUGAACCUGUGUUGGUUUUGUGGUACCGAGAUGAUAAAGGUACUCCAAUAUACAGCAUCGACAUUCGAGCGGGAGUGUCCAAAGCACCAAAAAGAUGGUCUGAUGAGUCUGUCUUCGGAGAUAGAGCUUAUUUUAUAUUUGACAAGGAACCGGGAAAAUUGUCAAUUCAAAAUACGCAAGCAUCCGACUCUGGAACUUAUAGAUGUCGAGUAGAUUUCCUAAAAGCGCAGACCAUAAAUAGCCGAAUAAAGCUCAAUGUCAUAUCUCCACCAAAGCAAGUUAUUAUUAGAGACAGCUCCAAUGUUGAGCGUUCUACGGUGGUGGGACCAUAUAGCGAAGGUGACAUCGUAUCAUUGAAAUGUCAAGUAAUUGGAGGCUACCCAACUCCCACCAUCAGUUGGUACCGUGAUGGUCUAGAAAUUCCAUGCGAACUAUCUCAUUUAGCGGGAGGGAAAAUAAUCGAGUGCGAAAUCACUCUUCCAUCUCUGGGGCGAGAAGAUCUUAACUCCCGACUCACCUGCCGAGCAUUAAGUCAUCCCAGAGCACCCAUCGUCGAAGCGGUAGUUCAAAUUGAUAUGAAUUUUGCCCCUUUAAACAUUCGACUACUAGGGGCACAUCAGCCAUUGUCUGCUGGCCGAAGAUACGAUCUAUUGUGCCAAAGUGCUGGCUCCAGACCGCCUGCCGUAAUUACUUGGUGGCAGAAUGGCAUACGGCUGGAGAAGACCACAGAAACUACCUCGAGCGAUGGAAACCAGACAACGAGCACUCUUUCAAUCAGUCUGAGUAAAUCUGAUGCGGGGAAAUAUUUAUCAUGCAAGGCCUACAACCAUGCUGUUCCCUCUGAGCCCUUGGAAGAUGGCUGGAAAUUGGACAUACAAUAUGUCCCCGAAGCAUAUGUUCGUUUGGGAACAUCUCUGGAUCCAAGUACUUUGCGAGAGGGAACAGACGUGUACUUUGAUUGUUUGGUUAUGGCUCAUCCAAAUGUUUUUCGCAUCGAAUGGCGUCAUAAUGAGCAACCUUUGUCACACAACAUCUCACAAGGCGUUAUUAUAAGUAACCACUCCUUAGUUCUGCAAGGUGUAACUAGGGCCACUGCAGGGAACUAUUCCUGUGUAGGAUUUAAUGCCGAAGGCGAAGGAAUCAGUGCUCCUUUUCCACUAAAUAUUCUUUACGCCCCCACGUGUGCACAAAAUCAAAAGAAAGUGUACGGGAUAGCAAAGCAGGAGGAUGCAAAGGUCAUGUGCACCGUGGACGCCAAUCCGCGAGAGGUUGAAUUUAGUUGGACAUUUAAUAAUUCGGCCGAAAGUAUCGACGUUGCCACCAAUCAUAUUCUUCGCUCGGGCACCACCUCCGUUGUAACCUACACUCCCAUAACUGAACUGGAUUAUGGAACCCUUUUAUGCCUGGCUUCAAACAAAAUUGGUAAACAGCGAAUACCAUGUGUCUUCCAUAUUAUCGCUGCAGGUCGUCCAGAGAAAGUUCAUAACUGCACGGUAAACAAUAUAUCUAUGACAUCGCUAACCGUGACUUGUAGUGAUGGUUUCAACGGCGGCUUGCCCCAACAUUUCAACCUGGAACUGCUGGACUCUUACACACAAGAAAUUAAAGCAAACAUUACAUCGACCAUUCCUAAGUUUACGGUUCCUGGCUUAAGUCCAGGAAGCAUUUAUAGAUUAAAUAUUUACGCCUUCAACACAAAGGGUCGAUCUGAUCCAGCAGUAGUCAAUGCGGCCAUGCUUCGAAUGCCCGAAAAACAACUAACUUCGGAACAGACUCAUAACCUACGUGCAGAGCUAUUAUUUUCACCCGUGAUGUCAUUAACAAUUGGCUUAACCCUUGCUGUGCUCGUGGCGGUUUUGGCCAUAAUUCUGGCACUUCGAAUACCCUGCUCCGCUUCUUCGAGAAGGCGUCAAAAGGAGCUGUCCAAUGAAAAUAUAUCCCGAGAUGAAUCGCCAGGACCAAGUGAUAAAAGUACCGGAAGCAAGGAGGUGGACGAUUGCGACGAAAAGAAUCCAGAUGUGGUACCUGAAUCCAUUGAGCCUGAUGAACAGGCUGAAAGUAUCAGGAAAAGGCAGCAGAUAUCAACCAUCGAUACGAAUCGCAGUCCCAAUCGGGGAAUUUUCGUUAACGAGCAGCAACAUCUAACAGCAGCCGAGAUUUCCCUGCGAGCCUCCCAUGGAAUUGGUUAUUGCACUCUGAGGAGUGGAAUGCACGCCCAGGCCCAGAGUUCGGUGGGAGAAAUAUCAAUUAACGUAACGCCCCACGUCUAUUCGAACUCGAUCUCGCAGUGCACUCUGCCGCGCCAGUCCUCGCAGAACGUGUGGAACAACUACAACUGCAACAUCACCGGGGCGCGACCGACCUCCACGUUCCACCAGCUGACCUUUCCCCAGGGCAGGGUCAACGUGAACGGCCACAACCCGACGCAGCCGCUCCAUGGACACGCGCCCUCGCCAUCGCUGGCGUCCAACAGCUCGAUGGCCUCGUCGUCGAACACACUGCCCCAGCCACAUCCCCAUGGCAGAACCAUCGCCCUGCACCACAUGAACCAGGCCCAGUGCGGCAGGGUCUGCAUCGGAAUCGCCAGCGAUGGCAUCCACUCCGCCGAGCAAAACCUUUCCGACGACGAGGUGACCGUCCAAACUCCAUUAAUGAUAAAGCGCGACAGCACCGUAUGACUAUAGAAAUUCCACAGGGUUUUCGACACGCCCCUGUGAUUAGGAUUUACAAUUUUCUGUAUUCUGCAUUUCGAAACUCAAUAGAAUAAACUUUUUAUACCACUUUAUUAUUAUUGACAAACAAUAUUCUGGAGAGAUCAAUUAUUUUCGGCCAAAUGAAUGUUAGUUUUAAACGUUGUUAAUUAUAAGUUAUACGAAAUCAAUAUAAUAUCCAAAAUGAAAUAACUAAUAGGUUUUAAAACUUUGAUUGUCGAUGCAGAACGGAGGUUUACGUGUGGCCAAUGCAAAUACUUUUACUGCAGUUUUAAAAUAUCUAAACUAUAUACUGGCAUCAAACGAAUUUAUAGACUGGGUUUGAUAUUUAAGACGAUUGUGUUGUUAUUAUGUUUACUUAAAACGCAAUGAUGUAAAAAAUGAUUUUGUUCUUACCCUUAUUGAGUGUUUCAGAAUAUAAGGAUAUUUCAAAAUGUAUGCGGUGACUCAUGUACGACCAUUGUUUUUGUUAAAUUAAGUGAAAAGACUUUUGCAAAGUAUUGUUAUUUGUUUUCAUGUAUCCAAUGAUUCCAACUCAUGUACCGAUUAUUUUAAACUAAAUUACUAGGCAACUAUAGUCUCAGAUAAUUUAGUCAAGUAAGGCCCAACAAGUUUGUUGUAUGUUUUUAAGAACCAGAAAAUAGGUUUAGUCAAAUAAAAUUUGAUGAAACAAUUGCUCAUUUCCAAGGAGGCCAAGGCAGCUUUUUCGACGCAUUCAAAAUAAUGUCUGUAUGUUCGUGAUGAUACAUAAAUUUUGUAUAACUUGCUCAAAUCGAAACUAACCCAGUGUUAUGAAAAAAAGGAAUAUUUCCCCAUUUUUUUAUUACAACGCUGGCCGGCAUUUAUUUUCAAAAUAUUUAAUUUUAUACUGGUCGAACUUACAUAAUACUUAUAUUUAAAAAUACCAUAUAUAUUAGGAACUUAGUGUAAAACUACU